This is a messenger RNA of Aspergillus melleus, 2211 nucleotides long. RefSeq names its product Zn(II)2Cys6 transcription factor. The transcript is spliced from 4 exons. Bases 1 to 2211 code for a protein of 736 amino acids. The record is from RefSeq and is a predicted model, not a curated record. NCBI's taxonomy places the organism in Eukaryota, Fungi, Ascomycota, Eurotiomycetes, Eurotiales, Aspergillaceae. Gene Ontology annotation, molecular function: DNA-binding transcription factor activity, RNA polymerase II-specific; zinc ion binding; DNA binding. Gene Ontology annotation, biological process: regulation of DNA-templated transcription; DNA-templated transcription. Gene Ontology annotation, cellular component: nucleus.
AUGCAGGAAGCGAUGGAUACCGAUGAACAGUCUCCGCUGGAGAGUACUCCGGCGUCGAGGUCCAAGUCUCGCUCCGAUCACUUGAUGAAGCGCGUGUCCAGGGCAUGCUUGCAUUGUCGACAACGCAAAUCCAAAUGUGAUCUAGAUAGUAGUGGCAGUCCGGGAGUACCGCCGUGUCAGCGGUGUAUCCGAGAUGGUCGAGAAUGCGUCCUGGGCAGCUCGAACCGUGGGGGCCGUCGCAUUCGCAAAAACAAAUUAAAAAACUAUACGCCGGACACCAGCCUAACCGCUCGAAGAGAUUCGAUUCUAGAAACAACCAGUCCCACCAAUUCCGACAACCGCCAGAGCACGAAUGGUUCCUAUCCCGGUCCGGUUGUUUUUGUGCCUCCCAAUCCCCCAACGACGACUUCAGCAUCGGUGGACGACGAAGAUGCGGCCUCGAUCGGCUCCGUGCCGCGAAAUCCGUCAGAUGCGUGGCAGUGCUUGACUGGCAUUGCUAAAAGGGGCGUGGACGAUGCUAGCCCCGAGGCGGUCGCUGAUCCUCUGCGUCCCGGCGCCAGUGGGUUCACUUCGUAUAAUGUACUUCAAAAUAGCGGCGUUGCCGAUUUUCAACCCACCGGUGGUAUUCGAGCCUACAGACUCGUCCAAGCGCGAUCCUUGGACCCAGGAACUGUAUGGCAGCUGGUGGCUCGCUAUGCCGAGAACUUUCACCCCUACCUCCCCUUGGUCCCGCGGAAAUACUUUCACCGCAGCGCUUUGGAUGCGUUUGCCAAGAAUGAAAAACAUUUGCUUACUGCGGUGCUGACGAUCGCAUCGAAGGAUCUGGUCGAACGGCCCGAAAUCCAUGAAUACUGCUCCAAAUACAUGCACGAAUUGAUAUCGGGGAUCGCUGCCGGAACCGACUGCGACGUGGAGGCCGUCGAGGCCCUGCUUCUUCUUGCGGAGUGGGAGCCUCAGGGCCUUCGACCUCGUAUUGAGCGCGUGGGUCGCGGAGAAGAAGACCGAGCGGCCUGGAUGCACGUCGGCCUUGCAUUACGGUCGGGCUACUUCCUCGGGUUGGAUCGGACGUCAUUUCGUGGGGAUUCGGGCGAUACCGAGACAGAGGCCCGUCGGCGGCUGGCGUGGACGAGUUGCUACAUCUCCGAUCGACUCAUUUCUGUUCGCAUUGGACGUGCGUUUUGGUCGCGAGGGCCAGGGCCGAUGACAGGUCUUGUCAGUCAAGACUUUCCUUCUUUGCAGCCGAUGAAAGAUGGGGACGAGGACUACGCCCGGAUAUUUCAGGCAACUCUUGACUUGACUCAGCUCUACGGAAACGUCCAUGACUUGCUCUACUCCGGAAUGCGGACCAGCAAUCAGAUGAUGCUCAUGGGAGAUUAUGUGAAGUACGUGGACGACUUCCGACUAGCGAUUCUGCGGUGGAAGUCUCUUUGGGGCACGUUGUCUUGCUCUACGCCGAUGCAAGUCACACUACAAUUAUCAUAUGAAUAUCUAAGGCUGUAUACCAACGCUUUUGCGUUUCAAGCAGCAAUCUCCCAGUCAUUGGUUUCGAAAACCAAGAAUGACGAUCAGUCACAAAGAGAACAUCUGCGAUCAACGUUCAACAACGUGGCCUCUAUGCAGGACGCCAGGUUCAUCUACGAGUCUGUGGAUGCUGCCAAAGCAUAUUUGACCAUUCUCGUUGACAUGGUCCACCCGGAGAAGCAUCUGCACUUCAUGCCUCUUCGGUUCUACCUGUACGGCAUCUAUGCAGCCGUCUUCUUAUACAAGGCGCGCUCAUUCGGCGUCAUGCCACAUUCCGAAGAAUUGAAUGUUCGGGACCUCGUCACUCGAACCACCGACGUUCUGAAACGAGCGAGUGCCGGCCCGGACGAUAUCGGUUCGCGGUACUCUCGACUUCUUGAGCUGCUUUGGCAGUCCAAGUCAACAUCGAUCUCAUCACCUGCGGGAACACAGCAGAGUAGCGAUCUCCGAAUGCAGAGCAGCUCCCUUCAGCAUCGCAUGGCCGAGCAGGCCAACUACGUACACUUUAGCCCCGCGAAUGACUUCUCCUGGUUGGAUCUGGAAGCCGUCGGAGAUUAUGUCUCGGGCGACCAAAUAUCUGGCAACACGCUGGCAUUCGAUGCUUUUCAAAAUCCCGACCCAUUCCAAGAUCGGUCGCAAACAUGGCAAGUCCCGUGGUCAGGGGAUAUGAGCAGCAGUCUUCUGUUCUAG